Molecule: messenger RNA, 1437 nt
Organism: Lactuca saligna
Lineage: Eukaryota; Viridiplantae; Streptophyta; Magnoliopsida; Asterales; Asteraceae
Source: the annotation of a GenBank genome assembly
AUGGUGCUAUCAAUAUGGUGUUUUCGAGAAAAAUUUGUAACCAUGGAGGACUUAGGAAAAACAUACGAAGGUUAUGAGAACUAUUUCACGUUGAAGAUACACUACAGUGGUGUCUUCACCAAAGCACCUGGAAGGAAAUACGUUGAUGGUGUUGUAGCAUAUGUAGAUUAUGUUGACACUGAUUUAUUUUCAGUUCAUGAUCUUGACGACAUGGUUCGAGAACUAGGGUCACAAGGUAAAGAAAGUCAUGUCAUUCAAAAGGAAGUGGUGAAUCAUGAAAUUGAAACUCAAGAAGAAGUGAUCACUAGUGCAGUUGAAACUGAAGAACAAUUGGGAACUUACCAUGUACAGGAACCAAGCUGCCAAGCUGAUAAUGGAGCUAAUACUACAACAGUUGAUGACUAUGAACCAUUUGUAGAGGAUUACUCACUUUAUGCUGAUUAUGAUGCUGAGUUUAAUGUUCAAACUUCAUUUGAAAAACAACCAGAAGUGGAUUAUCUAGAGGGUAUGGUGAGUGAUGAUAGUGGAGAUGCUUUCUACUCUGAGAGUGGCCAUGGUUCUGAGGAUAGUGGAGAUGAUUCUGAUGACAGUGAAUACAAUGUGGAUGAGUCUAACAUACAAUUUGAUGUAGAUGUAGACAUGAGUGAAUUCCAUAAUGCUGUUGAUGUAGAUGAACAUGGAAUCUUGAACAAUCAUUCAAAAGAUGAUGGGAUUGGAGUGGUUGACUUUGAUAAUGAGUUGGAAGUUAUUGCCACUGAUGAUUAUCAAUUUGCAGGAUUUCAUGAAGAUGAUAGGAAGAGACUGCUAAAAGAGUUGAGUAAGUCAAGUACAUGCUCACAUGGAGAGGUUCAUGUUAAACCAUUUCAGAUUGGUCAGGUCUUCAAAACCAAGGUUGAUGUUAAAAACUACAUGAACUCACAUGCUGUAGCAACAAGGAGGUUAUCAACAUGGAAAGCCAUGUAUUUCAACAAAAUUGAUCCAUUGAAUGGACGUACAAUGUGGCCUAAAAGUGACUGCCCAUUCACUUUACUUCCACCAAAACAUAAGACACAGGUUGGGAGGCCUAAGAAGAAGAGAAGAAGGGGUGUUGAUGAGCCAAACAGCCAAGCUGUUACAAUGGCGACCCUCUCCUCCAAUCGAUUCUUUGAUCUUAUCAAACCUGGAAUCACCACCAAUGCCCUAGCACACAUAGGGGGAUCAGACCAUCGAAUGAAACCACAUCUUUUACAGUUCCAAAAUUGCCUUCCAGGGUUACGAUCCGUCCAUGAAGUGAUCUUCGUUGCUUCAUUCCCACAUCUGCAAGUCACCAUCUUUGAAUCAGAAGCGAUUGGAUGUCGUGAAGGGUGCAACUGUCGAGCAACAGUGGAAAGGAGGAGAGAUGAUCGACUGAUGAAGCUAAAGGAUUUGCCCAAAAAUCGGACAUGCAAUUUCUUUUAA